ACAACACUACCGGAAUUCGAACAAGGGGAAUGUUCCGUCAAACGAAUGCAUGAGGAGUUUAUCUGGCUUCAUGACUACCUAGUUGAGAAUGAAAUGUAUGCCGGUUACAUUGUUCCACCUGUUCCUCCCCGGCCGGAUUUCGAUUCUUCCCGGGCCAAAUUGCAACGGCUUGGUGAAAGCGAGGGCUCCAUGCCGAAGGAGGAUUUGCAGAAAAUGAAAGCCGAACUGGAAGCGUAA
Molecule: messenger RNA, 237 nt
Organism: Echinostoma caproni
Lineage: Eukaryota; Metazoa; Platyhelminthes; Trematoda; Plagiorchiida; Echinostomatidae
Source: the annotation of a GenBank genome assembly